Molecule: messenger RNA, 753 nt
Organism: Vidua macroura (Pin-tailed whydah)
Lineage: Eukaryota; Metazoa; Chordata; Aves; Passeriformes; Viduidae
Product: histone H2B type 2-K1
Exons: 2
Coding region: 298-672 (124 amino acids)
Cellular component (GO): nucleosome
Molecular function (GO): DNA binding; protein heterodimerization activity; structural constituent of chromatin
Source: RefSeq, a predicted model, not a curated record
ACCUGGGAAUGGCUCUUCUCUAGUAAUUCUGUCUCCUGUAAAUUAGAUGCUUCGGCUCUUGUCCCUCUUUGCCCCAGUUACUCUCAUACUUCUCAGGUCUGAAAGUUUAAUUGAAGCUGUCAUUUCCAAGCUCCUCUCAGGCCAGCUGCUUUUCAUGUAGUGCAAAGUGGAAUCAUCAGCCACAGGUGUGUACUUGUCCUGCUUCUUGGGGGCUGCAACUGAGGCAGGUUAGGUCCUGCUGCCUGUGCUAUAUAACCAGCCCCACAGCACUUGCUGGCUGUUCUGUUGGAGGUUAAGAUGAUCCCAGAACCUUUGAAGAAACAUGGUCAUGCUGUUGCUUCUGGGGAAAAGCGAUCUAAGAGAAAGCCAAAGAGAAAGGAAGCAUUUUCAGUCUACAUUUACAAAGUACUGAAGCAGGUGCACCCCGACCUUGCCAUCUCCUCCAAGGCCAUGAGCAUCAUGAACUCCUUUGUCAAUGAUAUGCUGGAGCGCCUGGCUGUGGAGGCCUCGCGCCUGGCCCAGUACAGUGGCCGCACCACCCUCAGCAGCCGCGAGGUGCAGACGGCCGUCCGGCUGCUGCUGCCUGGCGAGCUGGCCAAGCACGCCGUCUCCGAGGGCACCAAGGCCGUCACCAAGUACACCAGCAGCAAGAGACCAACUGGGCCCUGCUGAGACCAACCCCGGCCCGCCACCUUCUCCUGCCAGAGAAGCGUUCGGUCUUACUCAACUGAAAAAGCAAAACCUCAUGUUGUC